AUGGAACCUAACGAAAGCCACCAUCCUCACCACCACCACCAACAGCAACAGCAGCAGCAGCAGCAACAACGUCUCAGUUCUCCUUACUUCCACCACCACCACAACUUGCAACCCCAUCACCACCAUCCAACCACCGCUUCUACCGGAAACGCCGUUCCAUCUUCCAACAAUGGGCUUUUUCCGCCGCAACAGCCGCCUCAGCCAAACGAUGGGUCGUCUUCUCUAUCGGUGUAUCCUCACUCAGUUCCUUCCUCGGCUGUGACGGCGCCGAUGGAGCCGUUAAAGAGGAAAAGAGGUAGACCGAGAAAGUAUGUGACGCCGGAACAAGCCCUAGCGGCUAAGAAAAUGGCUUCUUCUGCUAGUAGCUCGUCGGCUAAAGAGAGACGAGAGCAAGCUGCUGCAGCCGGAGGUACGGUUUCGUCUAAUUCUGGGUCGUCGUCGAAGAAAUCUCAGCUCGGUUCUGUCGGGAAAACUGGGCAAAGCUUUACUCCGCAUAUCGUUAAUAUAGCUCCUGCUGAGGAUGUGGCCCAGAAGAUUGUGCUUUUUGCAAACCAAAGCAAGCAUGAACUAUGUGUUCUUUCUGCAUCAGGCACCAUCUCUAGUGCAUCCUUGCGCCAGCCAGCUACAUCAGGAGGCAACAUAUCAUAUGAGGGUCAGUACGAGAUUCUCUCACUAUCUGGAUCAUUUGUCCGGGCCGAACAAGGUGGUAAAACCGGUGGCCUUAGUGUUUCUUUAUCUAGAUCGGAUGGUCAGAUUAUCGGUGGAGCGGUUGGGACACACCUCAUAGCUGCUGGCCCGGUUCAGGUGAUUCUUGGUACGUUUCAGCUUGAUAGAAAGAAGGAUACUGCAGGGAGUGGUGGGAAAGGGGAUGCUUCUAACAGUGGAAGUCGGUUAACUUCUCCCACUAGCACUGGUCCGUUGCUUGGCAUGGGUUUCCAUUCUGGUAUGGAAUCUUCCGGAAGAAAUCCAAUGAGGGGAAACGAUCAGCAUCAGCAUCAUCAGUCCGGUUUGGGUGGAUCUCAUCAUUUCAUGAUGCAACCACCGCAAGGAAUGCACAUGACACAUUCCCGGCCUUCUGAAUGGGGCGGAGGAGGCAAUAGCGGUCAUGAUGGUAGAGGCGGUGGUGGGUAUGAUUUGUCAGGGCGGAUAGGACAUGAGUCAUCGGAGAAUGGGGAUUACGAGCAGCAAUUGCCUGACUAG
This is a messenger RNA of Arabis nemorensis, 1200 nucleotides long. Lineage: Eukaryota; Viridiplantae; Streptophyta; Magnoliopsida; Brassicales; Brassicaceae. The record is from the annotation of a GenBank genome assembly.